This is a messenger RNA of Opisthorchis viverrini, 1044 nucleotides long. RefSeq lists its product as hypothetical. The record is from RefSeq and is a predicted model, not a curated record. NCBI's taxonomy places the organism in Eukaryota, Metazoa, Platyhelminthes, Trematoda, Opisthorchiida, Opisthorchiidae. The annotation marks the transcript as partial. The transcript is spliced from 3 exons.
AUGCUACUCGCCUUCCAGGAUGGGGACCGCGUGAUCUUCACUGCACCUGUUAGGAGAUGCUGCAAGAUAUGGCUACCAACCGGCGAUCUUGUUGUCAGUUUCUAUCCAGACUACCUGAAUGAGUGUUUGGAGAUGUGUAGGCACCUUGGAACGAUUGUAAGACACAAGGUGGACUUAGGGGAAAACAUACUACUCGCAUGCCUCCCCAUCAGUAGUAUCACCGUUACACUGGAGGUUUCAACUCAGGCGUCACAGUUUGAGACACCUUCUAACCGCACCAUUCAAGUAUUUGAACCAUGGAAUGCACGUAACUUCCCUUUGCGGAAUGCAAUCUCGGUUGAAGGAGCACAGUCCACAGUGUCUGCGACUCGUCUUCGCAGUGGAAAAAGUCUGAUCAACGGUCGUGAUCUUCGAGGACCAGAUGAUAUAUUUGAAGUCUCUGAAAAGCCAGCAGACGUCUCUUCAUCAGAAGAACUUGAAGGUAUCUUGGAGACCUUGAACGGUGGCACAUCCUCCUCCUGCUCAGAAAACCCCACCGCCGAUACUCCGGUGGUGUUGGCCUACAAUGCACGAGUUCGCCAGUCCAUCACCGCCCGUGAGUUACCCAGAAAGGUGGGCCCUCGACUUGUGCGUUCUGCCUCCUACUAUGGGGAGAAUUCUCCCUUUAAGCUACACAAUUCAGACGAGUUCAACAGCAAUGGUACUUCUGAAGCGAGCUUGAUUGGCGAAUUUGUUCCGAUUCUGCCCACAUCUGCGUCCACUGAAGUUCGAUUAGCUGAAAUAUCUCCGAACAAGGACAAUACCGAUCACCUAGUCCUGUUUGGUCACCCCGAUGAAUCCGCGGAUUCCGGGGAACGGAAGACACCCCAGCCUGAAAUGAAUGAAUUCCACCAGGGAGAAGCAAAUCCUUUGGAGGAUGGCUUCCCGUUCAAACCGCGGGUCAGUGAAAUGUCAGCCGUGCUGGAACAAGGAGCACAUGGUUCAGGCUUAGCUUGCAAAAAGCUUCUGAUAAAAGUUGUAAAGGCGGAAGGGCUCUCGCUGAAA